Chrysemys picta bellii (western painted turtle) is the source of this 1671-nucleotide messenger RNA. It is a transcript of the gene TTC1, whose product is annotated as tetratricopeptide repeat domain 1. The record is from RefSeq and is a predicted model, not a curated record. Gene Ontology annotation, molecular function: protein binding. NCBI's taxonomy places the organism in Eukaryota, Metazoa, Chordata, Testudines, Emydidae.
GAGGGAUGCUGUGUUAAGAGGCAUGGGAGAAUGGGUGGGGAAGCCUGGCUUGGGUGGAGCCGUAUGUGGCGAUGCUGUCUAGACUAGGGGCUUGGCAGGCAUCCAGGGAGAUGGUGAUGCUGUGAGAGAGGAGGGGCGAGUGACUGCUGCGUGUUCAAGGGAGUUGUCACAAUGCAGUGAUGAGCUAGGGCCUACUCUGAACACUUACUCCCAUGCAUAACUUUACCUGUGGGAGUAGUCGUAUAGAAUCCAGUGCUUCCUUCAAGAUGGAAGAGACUGAAGAAUCCAGUCCACCUGAAGAAUUGCUCCAUGACUUAAAGCUUUCUGAUCAGAAGUCAUCAGAGAGCACCAGUCCUUUGACAGCUGGUUCCAAAGAUGCACAUCAUGCAAGAAGCAUGGACCGGGGAGAUCUUCAUUCCUCUUCCCAAGAGGCUAGAGCAGCAGAUGAGUGUUUUCAUGACUGUAAUGACUCCUUUGAGGUAAAGGAACCAGGAAUGGAACAGGAGAGAGACAACAGAGAGGAUCCUGCAGGGAAGCAGACAGAAUUAGAUGAAGAAUACUUAUUAGAACUGGAAAAAAAUAUGCCAGAGGAAGAAAAACAGAAAAGAAGAAAGGAGAGCACAACGUUAAAGGAGAAAGGAAACGAGCAGUUUAAGAAAGGAGAAUAUGGGGAAGCAGAAGACUCCUAUACGAAAGCUGUACAGGUUUGCCCAGCCUGCUACCAAAAAGACAGGUCUGUUUUCUUUUCAAACAGAGCUGCUGCAAGAAUGAAACAGGACAAGACAGAAGCUGCCCUAAGUGACUGCAGCAAAGCAAUUGAACUAGAUCCUAACUACAUCAGGGCUCUGCUGAGGAGAGCAGAACUAUAUGAAAAAACAGAAAAACUAGAUGAAGCCCUGGAGGAUUAUAAAACAGUCCUAGAAAAAGAUCCAUCAGUACAUCACGCGAGAGAAGCUUGCAUGCGAUUACCUAGACAGAUUGAAGAGCGGAAUGAAAGAUUAAAGUCAGAAAUGUUAGGUAAGCUGAAAGAUCUUGGGAACUUGGUUCUUCGACCCUUUGGCCUGUCGACAGAAAAUUUCCAGGUCAAACAGGAUUCCUCAACUGGCUCAUACUCCAUCAACUUUGUUCAAAAUCCAAACAAUAACAACAGAUAGCAUGAGCUAGGCCUGCUCCUAUUAAAAAGCUGGCUUUCAAGCUUUGUGACACCAUGCUUGCAACUACCAAUAAAAGGGUUCAGCAAUCAUUUAACAUGUAAAAUCACUUUAUUCAAAUGAAAAUAGACUUGAGGGUAUACAUUUCCACUUUGGUGAGAUGUUUAAAAUGUGGAUGAAAAAACAAGUCAUUUGAUUUCCCUUUUGCAGUGACAGCUUUAUGCCCAGAGUAGGUUUUUUUCCAAGUGCAUUAUUUGUCUUCCCUUAUAAGGAAGUUGGUUACCCUGGUCCAUUCACUCUCAGCAACAUCAGUCUAGCAAGCAAUUCAAAGUUGGAUCAAAAUGCUCACAUGCCUGUAACCCAAAUUACAGGUGUGUCCAAUGGGUGUCUUGUGGUGUUAGUAAAUCUAUCAGAAGUGCGUCUCGCCACUCAGCCAGUGAGUGUGACAGGCAGUGGCCGUGGAAGCAAGCUGACCUCUGUGGUAUAAUUUAUCUUCAUUGUAAUAAAGGCUUGAUGUUUC